UUGUUUCUUUCAGGGUCUAAUUACUACUUGACAGUAUAUGCUCCAAUUGAACGUAUGCUGUGUAAUUGUGACUUUUGCCAAACUGGUCAGAGAGAUCCACACGCUUCUUUUUUAAUAGAAAAAAAAAGAGAAGUAUGCGUAAAUUGAUGAAAAAUGUCGUCGUUUAGCGGCAUUUUCAGAUACAUAUGUGAUAUAUUAUAUCAAAAGUUGAAAUCUAUGCCUGAUCUGUUACAUGUAAAAUGCUUACAGGCCACAAAGACAUACAACAUUAAAGCAUAUAUCAUUAAAACACCGUGUACAUGCUUUUAAUAUCAUACGAUGUGACAGCUUUUCCAGUUUCCAUUUAAGUUUCGAUUUCAUGUAAACAUCAUGUCUUCUUCAAUUGAUUUCAGAAUACCGGAUUAAAAUGUGCCUUAAACUGCUUAUUUGUUAGUCGUCUUGUUCGCGUUUAACAUGUCAGAAAGUUUUGAAAAUCGUGGUGUUCAGCAAGAUGAUAAUUACAGGGAGUUUAUGGGAUGGAUUACCGGCGGCGGACUCAGGUACGCGUAUGCCAAGAAAAAUGGCAACCCAUCUGCCGACGAUCUUUAUCGAAAACAGGUAGACAAAGAUGAUGCAAAGAAAAUUAUUAUUGUCGGUGCUGGGAUGUCCGGCCUAACAGCAGCAUAUGAACUAGCACAAAUAGGCCACGAGGUGAUAAUUCUUGAGUUACAGUCCCGUGUUGGUGGUAGGGUGAAGACAUUGAGAGAAGGUUUUAGUGAUGGUCUCCAUUGUGAAGCUGGUGCAAUGCGAAUCCCAUACAAUCAUUUCCUUACCAAACACUACAUAGAUUUAUUCAAGCUUAAAUCUUCAACAUUCCAAGAUUACAAUGAAAAUGCCUUUAUGUAUUUAUAUGGAGAGAAAAUUACAAUGAAAGAAUGGACUGAGAAAAAUGGCCAUUAUUGUAAUAAAUUUUGGAAAGGGUGGGAUGCCAAUCUCACAAAGAAAUUAAAAGUGGAAAUGAAAAUCGAUGGAAUACUUGAUUAUUACAAUCGUACAAUGGAUCAAGUGAAAGAGGAGCUUGGUGAAAGUCCGUCAGAGGAUCAAUGGCAGAAAUGGAUUGAUAAAUGGAGCAAACUUUCCGUUGAAGACUUCUUACGAAGCAGUAAUUACCAGAAAGAAGGUUCACCUAAACUAAGACCCUGGCCGGAGGCAGCAAUUGAUGCAUACAAGGUUUCCACGUAUACUCCGUUUUUCAGCAUGGAUCUUGUUUCGUACUUGCGAGAAGAGAUUGGGGAAUGGUACAAAGACCCCUUGUACACUAUUGCAUCAGGAAUGGAUUGUCUGCCAAAGGCUUUUGUAAAGAAGAAUGACAAAGGCUGGAACAAAGACGUUGAUCUGUCAAAGAACAUAAUAUUCGGCUUUAUGGUACAAAAGGUAAAGAACUUCAAAGAUGGAAAUGGGAAUGAAAAAGUCAAGGUCUUUGGCAUGAACCGUAUCAGUGGUCAAGAGGAGGUGUUUAUAGGAAAUGCAGUGAUACUAACGAUCCCUCUGCAAAUGAUGCGACAUAUUGAAAUGCCCCUGAACUUGAAACAAAAGAAAGCUAUUGCAAGUAUUUCGCAUGGAGCUGCAACAAAGAUCAUGCUGCAGUGCAAAACAAGAUUCUGGCAAAAAGAAGUUGGCCAAGGAGGGUUCAGCAAGACAAACAUGCAGAUUGGCCAGUUACAUUACCCUGACUAUGAAGGAUCUGGUAUCAGUGGCGAUGAGAGGGGUGUAUUAAUGGUGUAUACAUGGGAUGAAAAUGCUCUUACGUUCGGUGCUGAAACAAAGAACUUUGCUAUCACUAAUGCUAUAAAUCAGGUUAGUAAGAUACAUCCUGAUAUAAAGCGAGAGUUUGAAGUGGGUGAUGUCCAGGCAUGGUACAGUGAUCCCACUGCUCAGGGCGCUUAUGUAUCUCUGAAACCGUACGAGUACUUGGAUUAUAUGAAGGCACUUACAAAGCCGUCGAAAACGAUUUUUCUAGCCGGAGAGGCUUUGUCCUGGUCGAAUGGCUGGAUACAAGGCGCAGUAUUUUCGGGAUUAAUGCAAGCAUACUUUUUCCAAUCACUUAUGGAGGGUAAUGCAACAAUUUGUGAUCAUUUGUCUUUCUUCCUGAAUAAAGUGGAUUAAUCAUAUCGAAUACAUCGACUAUAAAAAUAUUUUCAGAGACUUAAUUCGUAUUUAUUAUUGACAAAUAUUGUGUUACUUUGUUAGUGUUUGUUAAAGUAAUUGAGACUGUUUAGUACAAUAACACCAACGUAUGCCACCUUAUGGGUUAAUGAUGUUAAACCAGUUUUGGGUCUGUCUGGAAUCCAUUGUUUGAUUGGUUUUACAUGUUCUGACUAUACAUGUGCCUGAUACUGACAUUCAUAUUUCUCAUUUAUUAAAUACUAGAAUGUGUCAUGGGAAUUUCCUUAUUGGUUUAGUUGCUUUGCUGCUUUAAUUUUGAUGUUAUAGGUACAAAUAAUAUACUACACGGAAGAAUGUUUUAUAUAGGGUAAGGUGUGUGUCACUAUAACGGCUCAUUUAAUAUUGUAUUUAUUGUAUGAAAUUAUUAAAUAUUUUGCAUUCAGUUGUAGCAUGAAAUGCACAAACUAGUGUAUUAUAAAUGUAUAUCACUUACAAGAGGAAAUAAAGAAUACUGUAUACGUA
Molecule: messenger RNA, 2667 nt
Organism: Mercenaria mercenaria
Lineage: Eukaryota; Metazoa; Mollusca; Bivalvia; Venerida; Veneridae
Product: putative L-amino-acid oxidase YobN
Exons: 7
Coding region: 454-2145 (563 amino acids)
Biological process (GO): amino acid catabolic process
Molecular function (GO): polyamine oxidase activity; L-amino-acid oxidase activity
Source: RefSeq, a predicted model, not a curated record